Messenger RNA from Crotalus tigris (Tiger rattlesnake), 4861 nucleotides. RefSeq names its product galactosidase beta 1 (gene GLB1). NCBI's taxonomy places the organism in Eukaryota, Metazoa, Chordata, Lepidosauria, Squamata, Viperidae. Bases 1761 to 3752 code for a protein of 663 amino acids. The transcript is spliced from 16 exons. The record is from RefSeq and is a predicted model, not a curated record. Gene Ontology annotation, biological process: carbohydrate metabolic process. Gene Ontology annotation, molecular function: beta-galactosidase activity. Gene Ontology annotation, cellular component: vacuole.
ACUUCCCCAGAUACCUCUCCAGAUGUUAGUUCAGAGGAAGAUAAACCAGUUCCAGGCACGUCAAGAGGGGAAUUGGUCAAUGGCUUCAAGAAGUCAUCUGAGAGUGAUUUGUCUGAAGCACAGCUGCAGCAGGACAGCCCAGAGGCUUCAGGUGGGUAAAGCAUGCACUACAGCCAGUCAAUUAUGAGGAGCUACCUUCUGCACCUGAUCCGAGAACACGCAGGGCAGGGAAAAUGCAGGAGCAGUGAUGGUCAGCCUGAUUACUUGUGAGGAGGCGGCCUCCUCACUCUUGAUGGGCUGCACCGGAAGCUGGCUAUUUAGCACAGCAGCCAGAGAUGAUGCUGUGAGCAAUAUGUUUGUUUUCUUGCUGUAUGUUUGUGCCUUGAACUUUGGAUUGUGUCUCUUCAACUGUUUUCCUUGCCUUGUUUUUGCCUGUGAACUGGCCUUUGUUUUGGAAUUUGCCUUUGCCUUGAGGAAUAGUGUUGGUUUCAUUUGUGUAGCCUGUGGAACUCAUUGGGGUUGAAUUGAUACCAGCACAGGGAAUUGCUGGAGAAUAACAGUUCAGGCUUGGAAACCUUAAUAAAUACUCCUUAUACAUGUGGUGUGUGUGUGAGUCAGUGCGACAGCACAGCUAUCUGGUUAAACAAUGUGAAAAUACUUUGAAUAAUUAUUCAACAGUGUUUUAUCGUUAUAUUACAAUGUUGAUCACAAAUAUUUGAUUCUUUUGUUAAAAUAUAUUCAAUUUUUAUGCUAAAAUAAUAAAUUACCAGUAUAAUCAAAAUAAAACCAAAAAUAAAUUUAAAUUAGAUAAAAGUUCAUAAAAAGUGGUAUAGAGGAUGCCCAAAGUUAAUAAAAAUAGUCUUAACGCUUAUAGCAAUGGCUUAUAGCAAUAAUUCAGAAGGAGCAUGUGUACCGUCCCUGGCUUGAGUUUCAAAUUUUGCUUCCUUUAAAUCCCUUCCAGAAAUGCAGAGAGUACAUACUGCAUUAAGAAUACAGAACACCCUAUAAAGGUAAUACAAACUGGGAUAUUUUAUAGCAAGCUCUUUAAAAAGAGAGAGAGAGAGAGAGCUUCAUUAAUGGAGUUAACACAGGUGGUAUAGAAAAAAUUCGAAGCAGAGAUCAGCAAAAAAAGCAGUAUGUUGAAAAAUUUUUUCCUUAAGAUUGGUAAUGAUGAACUAUAUUCAUUCCUUCAGUUUCAAAUAAGAUAAAGCGAGAGAAACAGUAACUGCGCUGAUGCUUUGAGCAUAAAUUAUGACCGUCUCUUUUCGAAAGCUUAAACAGGGUGAGAAAUUGGAUGAACUUCUCUUUGGAAUACCGAGUACUAUAAGUUUCUUGUUUUACUUCGUGGGUUCCCUCUAUUAUCACUCGAAUCUUCUUUUUAUUCCCCUCUGCGCUGUGGCACGAGCCGAGCAACUGUGAAGAGCUAAGAGGAACCGUUUUGGAAACCAGAACCAACUUCCUCCUUCUCCCCUCGGACCGCCGCCUUCGCCUCCUUUGGCUCUAUCAGAUGUCAAUUCAGGGAAAUUCAUAGUCUGCCCAAUUUAAGCGUAGAACUGUAGGAAGAACAUAAGCAGCAGGAACAGAAUCGCGAAACCCCAUAUUCUGAACGGCAGAGUUGAGAACAGCUGAAGAUGGCUGGCAACAGAAGAAUGAUGAUUAUUCACACCACUCCUCUCAAUGAAAUGGGUUUCCUUGCAUUUUAGAGCUGCAAACAGACACGCGCGUCAGCUUGAGGCGAAAGUGAUCAGCUGACUGGAGUCAUGCGGUCGGUGGGCCUGGCUGCGUCUGCUGCCGGAGUAUUGUCUUCUCUUUCUUUGACUUGCUGUUUUAACAUGCUUGUUCUGGUUUUGCUUCACUUCCUAGCCGCAGGAUUUGGAUCCCCGGUUACAUCCCAGAGAAGCUUUGAGAUUGAUUAUGCUCGCAACUGUUUCCUUAAGGAUGGGAAACCAUUCCGCUACAUCUCAGGCAGCAUACAUUAUGCCCGGAUUCCACGGUUCUACUGGAAGGACCGUCUCUUGAAGAUGAAAAUGGCAGGUCUUGAUGCUAUUCAAACGUAUGUUCCGUGGAACUUUCAUGAACCCGAACCAGGAGUUUACAACUUCAGAGAUGACAGAGAUCUGGAGUUUUUCCUAAAACUUGCUGAUGAGAUUGGCUUAUUGGUCAUAUUGAGAGCUGGGCCUUACAUAUGUGCAGAAUGGGACAUGGGUGGUCUACCUGCCUGGUUAUUACAAAAAAAAACAAUUGUUCUUAGAUCUUCUGAUUCAGAUUAUUUAGCAGCUGUAGGAAGAUGGAUGGGCAUCUUAUUACCAAAGAUAAAGCCUCACCUUUAUCAGAAUGGGGGCCCCAUUAUUAUGGUGCAGGUUGAAAAUGAAUAUGGAAGUUAUUUUGCAUGUGAUUUUCAUUACCUCCGUUACCUGAAGAAUCUUUUUCGCCAGUACCUUGGGAAUGAAGUAAUCUUGUUUACAACAGAUGGUGCAACAAAAAUUUUUUUGCGCUGUGGAACUCUUCAAGGCCUUUAUUCAACCGUGGAUUUUGGACCACAUACCAAUGUCACUGCAGCAUUUUUAUCUCAGAGACGAACUGAGCCUGAAGGCCCCUUGGUCAAUUCUGAAUUCUAUACUGGUUGGUUAGAUCACUGGGGCCACAUCCAUAAUGUUAUACCAUCAUCAGCCAUAGCUAAAACUCUUAGUGAAAUCUUGGCACAUGGAGCUAACGUUAACCUAUAUAUGUUUAUAGGAGGGACUAAUUUUGGCUACUGGAAUGGAGCUAAUAUACCAUACAUGGCACAACCUACUAGCUAUGAUUACAAUGCCCCAUUGAGUGAAGCAGGGGAUCUUACAGAGAAGUAUUUUGCUGUCAGAGAAGUCAUUGGUAUGUUCAAGGAUUUGCCAAAGGGUCUUAUACCUCCAACAACUCCUAAGUUUGCAUAUGGAGAAGUUAAAUUGACGAAGAUUGGAACAGUGACUGAACUUCUGAAUGAUUUUUCCCCAUCUGGACCAAUUAAAAGCAUGUAUCCUUUGACGUUUGUUCAAUUAAAGCAGUAUUUUGGAUACGUAUUAUACAGAACAAAGUUACCAAGAAACUGUAGUAAGGAAAUUCUCUUUUCAUUUGAUGGCAUUCGUGAUCGAGGCUAUGUCUCUGUGGAUGGGAUUCCCCAAGGGAUUCUUGAAAGAAGGAAAUCCUUGACAUUGAACAUAACUGGGAAUGCAGGUGCCACUCUGGAUUUGUUGAUAGAAAAUAUGGGUCGAGUCAAUUAUGGACGAUACAACAAUGACUUCAAGGGUCUGAUUGCGAAUUUAACUCUUGCUAAAGAUAUCCUCCUUGACUGGGAGAUAUAUCCUCUGGACAUUGACAGAGCAGUACAAGAGGGCUUGAGUCAUAAGAUAUCUGGAAGGAAUAUAUCAACAUAUGAAGGGCCUAAUGUUUAUACUGGCAAUUUUUCCAUUCCUAGUGAAAUUCCAGAUUUGCCUCAGGACACCUAUCUCAAAUUUCCAGGUUGGACAAAGGGACAAGUCUGGAUUAAUGGCUUUAAUUUAGGACGCUAUUGGCCAUCCCUUGGCCCUCAAUUAACAUUGUUCGUGCCUAGAAAUAUCCUUGUUUCAUCUUCUCCAAAUAAUAUUACCAUUCUAGAGCUAGAGAGGUCUCCUUGUGGCAUCCAGAAUUGUUUGGUGGAAUUUGUGGACAAGCCCAUCCUCAAUAAAACCCUUGACUAUGAAGGCAAUUUUGAGAAGCUGUUCUCUAAGGAUUUAUGACUGAAUCCUAUGUAAUUCUACUUGAUUUACUGAUUGUUGAGCCCAUCAAAACAUUCUGAUUCAAAUUUUUGGUUAGUAAUGAGAAGUGUUACAAUUCUAAGAGGUUUUUAACUCCAUGAAAAUGAAGACAUAUCUUCUGUGAUUGACAUUGAUGAAGACUCCAUUCUAUUUAAUUGAUUUUUUCCCAUAUUAAAUCAAAAUGAUAAUUUCUUAAAAUUGUCUGGGUGUUACCUUAACACUCAAAUUUAACUGGAUAUUCUUAAAUGUACUACACUGUGUUUUCCUUGGACAAUUGUAGCUUUUCAGAAUAAAUAUGUUUGGUUUUGGAAUAUGUUAGUGCUUUAAUAUGUCCAUGUGCUAAAAUUUAUGAAAUUAUUAAUACUAAAUGCAUCAUGGUUCCCCUUCAUCAUAAAAGUCUGAAAAUAAAUGCAUAACCAAGGUUAGCAUAAAAUCCUUAAUUACAAAAAUUGUUGGUGAACACUUUAUUUUUAUUAUACUUUUAAAGUAUACUUAAGUUUGAUGGUAUCACAGAAGGUGAAAUUACCUAGCUAAUCAUCAUCACAAGACUAGCCAUUCUGGAAAAUUCUCCCAAUAGUUUACAUGCUCAGGAUGAUCUACACAGCAGAUUUUUGGAAUUGCCAGAAGCAGAAGUGUUUCUUGAUGUUCCAGACAUGGCUACAUCCCUGAAAUUAGCUGUGGCAAUAUUAUCUUUAUAUAUGGAUGGGUUAGUCACCAGGAAUCAAGCUUGCCUUGAGAAAAGUCUACUAUAUAUGCUGUAUAUCUUCUGCCCCCAAUACUACGGUAUGUCCAAAAGUAACUUUGUUAAGGAAGCUGUUCUAUCCUUAUAUGAAUGUUAGUUAUUUGUCAAUGAAAUGUGGGAAUGGUUUAAUUUACAGAAAAGCUGAUUUUACAUACCCAGCUAUAUUAUUUGAUUGUUCCAGUAUUCUUUGAUUCCCAUACUGUUUUUCACAGUAGCCUCAAAUGAUUUUGUUUUAAAAGUGAACAGGAUUUGUAGCAUUCCAUUAAAUGGUAACUAUUCCCUCUGUGUCAUCUCUCAAUAUUCCCACCAUUAAAAUAAAUAAAACAGUUACUUGCAAAAAAAAAAAUAA